AUGCUUAGCCGUCCUGCACUAUGUUUUUCAGAGGAUGCCUAUAAAACUCAAGUCCGAAUUGAUGACGAACCAGCUUAUUUGGACAUUCUAGACACUGCUGGACAGGCAGAAUUCACAGCCAUGAGGGAUCAAUACAUGCGAGGUGGAGAAGGCUUCAUUAUCUGCUAUUCCAUCACAGACCGCCAAUCCUUUCAAGAAGCUGCUGAGUUUAAGGAACUCAUUUAUCGUGUCCGGCACACCUAUGACAUCCCCUUGGUGCUGGUGGGAAACAAAAUAGAUCUUGAAGAAUUCAGACAGGUAAACAACUUCUCUGCUGUUUUUGGCUUGGUUUUCCUUGGCUACCUCACGGAUUUCUGUAGCAUAUGUUGUACAGUACUACUGAGAAUUAUUAGCACAAGAUGGGGUUUAAUCAAAGAGCAACACACUGGGAUUGUUAAGAAAUUAAGAACUUAA
Antrostomus carolinensis (chuck-will's-widow) is the source of this 453-nucleotide messenger RNA. Its product is annotated as GTP-binding protein Rit2. The transcript is spliced from 2 exons. NCBI's taxonomy places the organism in Eukaryota, Metazoa, Chordata, Aves, Caprimulgiformes, Caprimulgidae. Gene Ontology annotation, cellular component: membrane. Bases 1 to 453 code for a protein of 150 amino acids. The record is from RefSeq and is a predicted model, not a curated record. Gene Ontology annotation, molecular function: GTP binding; GTPase activity. Gene Ontology annotation, biological process: signal transduction.